Molecule: messenger RNA, 1196 nt
Organism: Fomitopsis serialis
Lineage: Eukaryota; Fungi; Basidiomycota; Agaricomycetes; Polyporales; Fomitopsidaceae
Exons: 3
Coding region: 115-891 (258 amino acids)
Source: RefSeq, a predicted model, not a curated record
GGCAGAUCGGUGACGACCGUGUUGCGCUGCGACGCGUGCGCCCGGACACCCCGGACGAGCACAGGGUGGUGUGGGAAGGAUCGCCAGACGGCAUGAUGUGACCAGGAUGCGAAGAUGGAGAUGCGCGAGACACGAAUCUCGGAGGCAGAGCCAGAGUCGCGCCCACGGAGGAGCGGUGGCGACAGAGUUCGGCCUUGGUCUUCCUCCACUCGGCGCGGGCAACCUCCGCAUGUGCAGAAAGAGACGGCAGCAUCUUCCGGUUUGCGCCGCAAGCAAGGCGAGGAAGCAGAACUCGUGUUUGCGCAGGGACCACUUCCUGGACCACACGCACGUAUAGCUGUUGUUCGCAUCGACAUCCGUGCAUGCACACUGCGUUGGAGCCGAAAGUCUGGUAGGUUCGACACAAAAGUCUGGAGCCAUACGGGUGGCAAGCGGCUGGCCUAUAGUCGUGGAGAGUCCGCGCCUGCGACAGAGGAUCGUGGAGCUGCAACUGACACCUGGACCCUAGCAACGCGCUGCGAAGAUAUUCUGCAGACAUGGGAUGGCAAGACGCACCUCCCCCCUUCACCCGCAGCGACCCACCAUUGCUUCCCCGCCCCACCUCAGCCCGUCCAAGGCCCACACCGGCAGGAGACAGUCGAGUUGCAGCCCGGGUUGACAAACAAUGCAGCGAAGGCGAACAAAGGCGGGACGCUGCCACAAUCAAUCACUCAGGGCGCAGAACGAGAGAAGGCUGGAUUAGGCGCCGUUUGGCCAAUGGGCUCCGGCAGAUGCAGUGCGACCCUCACGCUGGCAUCUUGCUGGCAUCCCUUCCUGCCCCCGCUCGCCGCCCUUUCCUCCGUUCGCCCACCGUGGCGCAGCGCACAGGGGCUCCUUAUUAUGUCCUGCUGAGUUUCCCUGGCCACAGCCAUCCCCACCGCUGGGCCCCCACCGCUGGCUUGCUUCCGUCGAGGCCACGCGCUCCAAACGUUCCGGGCAGACACGGAGAGUUGGUGUCGAUCCGGCUAGUCGUUCCAGAAGGGCAUCGGGGCAAGGGAGGAAGGUCAGUGCUCCUUGCAUACGUGCAGGCUCAUGUACGACCCUCCGAGCCCGCACGCACGCGCCGCUCGCGCCCUCAGGCCGCCGUCGUGGUACGCAGCACCAUCCGCACACGGCCACACGCCCGACGCGCCCGACGACGACGCGAGCGAGACUGC